Contarinia nasturtii (swede midge) is the source of this 1209-nucleotide messenger RNA. RefSeq lists its product as uncharacterized. Lineage: Eukaryota; Metazoa; Arthropoda; Insecta; Diptera; Cecidomyiidae. The coding region runs from base 97 to 993 and encodes 298 amino acids. The record is from RefSeq and is a predicted model, not a curated record. The transcript has 3 exons.
UCAAUUUUUAACAGAUAUUUUGAAUGUUCAAAUACUCCAGUCGCACUUUAUCUUCAUUCGCAUUGAAUUAAACGGUUAAGAAGAAUAUCUAUUACGAUGGCUGUCGUUUCGAAAAAAGAUAUAGAAAUUUUAACCAAACAGGUAUUGUCGCGAAAAGAUGAAAUCCUUGAAACGAUAAAACGCGAACACACAAACAUCGAUCCAACACUUUUGCCCGAGAAUUUCAUUCCAAAGUUUGAAGAGAAAUUACGCGAAGCUGCAGAAAAGGAGUGUGCAAGUGGUGACGAUGAUAGUAUUUCAUUGGAAGAUGUCGAGAAUAUUUGUCAUCGAUUUGAUGUGUUAGAUAAAAAGCUAUCCGAACCAAAAGCAUCAACGUUAACCACAAGUAAUGUUGGAAACACCGUUGCACACAAGGAAACUCGUGGACUUAAACGCUAUGGUUCGAUCACUGAUAUAAAUAAAACUUUACAACGUUCGUCAUCGUUACUGAAUUUAAAUGCAACUAAAAUGUUUGCUGAACCAAAAGUACCGGCACGUGAUAAUAAACCGAUUUUAUCCAGUGGUAGCGAUACGCUUACUCAGUCCAGUGUAGACAACACAGUUAUACCAAAGAAGAUUUCAGCCGCUCAGUUAGCCGAACAUAAUAAGAUUCUCGAUGAAAUUCAACGUCAAUCCGAACCAAAUGGCUAUCUGUCACAAUUACGUGACAUCGGUGAAAGUUAUAAGAGUUCUUUUGGUCGCUUGAAUAAUUUUUUCAACGAAGUUCAACAGGUUCAGUCGAAAAAAUCAGCAGACACAGAGUCGAAUGUUUCAUUAGAUGGUUUGGAUGAAGAGCUAUUGAAUAAGAUGAAAAUGUUGUCACAGAAUUUAUCACAAGUUCGAUUUAUGGCUGAAAAUAAGCAUUUGUAUAAUGCAGGCGGCAUUGAAGAUACCAAUUCUCCAUUAUCAGAUGAUUUGACAGACAUUUUAGAGCAUUUUUAUCGAAAUAAUUAGAAAGUUUUCAACGAAUCAUCAUGCAUUUGCAGGCCAUAUGGGUCAAAGACCCUACGUUAAAAAAUACAUAUAGAAUAAAAAAAUAAGUAAAGUAAAUGUCCAUUUUUCAUAGACGCAGAUCUCAGGACAUAGUAUAUUUAAUUCAAUAUUUAUCUAUUUAAUUAAGUUUGGCAAUUUUUCGAAAUUUACAAAUAAAGAAACCCGUUGAAUCGAUAA